AACCGCGAAAAGACUACGCGGCCACGUCAAAGUGUACCUGCCCCGCUCCUCCCCUUCCCUUCCCUCUCCCCCGACGCAAACCGCGUCGUCUCCGACCACCGCCGCCGAAACUAACCCCCACCCGCCAUGGCGGAUCCGCCGCCCGUGGCCGCCUCCGCCUCGCCGCAGCCCGACCAGAUCGCCGCGGCCUCCGCAUCCACCCCGCAGAACCCCAACCCUAACCCCCUCCUCUCCCCUCAAAUCCCCCCGUCCCCAACCGUCUCCGAUCUCUCCGCGCACAUCUCCUCCCCGCAGCAGCUCGACCCGUCCGCGGCGGCUGCUUCCGGAGGCGGAUCCACGGACUUCCCGCCGCGGCCGCCGCAGCUGCAGGCGCCCUCGCCCACGCAGGCGGCGACCGGCGCCGGGGGCUUCGGCCACCAGAUCCAUCGCUCGGGGUCGGUCUCCCGCCUUUCUACCGCUAGCCAGCUCCCGCAGUACGCCGCGAUGGCGGCUAGGAUGUACGGCGGGCAGAUGAGCUUCUCGGGCGGCGGAGGGCAGGUGGGCCAGCAACAACAGCAGCAGCUGGCAGCGCGCGCGGCCAUGCUUGGGCAGGGCCAGUUGGGGAUGCUGCAAGGCCAGGGGAACGCGGCAUCUGCGACGCAUUUCGGGCUUCAGUCGCAGAUGAUGGUGCAGCCAAGGCAAAAGGGCAUGGUACAAGGUACACAACUUAAUACUUCUAAUGCAGCUCAAGCAUUGCAAGGGAUGCAGCCCAUGGGAGUCAUGGGUACUUUGGGGAUGAACCAGAUCAGACCGAAUGGUACUAUUCCCUAUGGUGCUCAACAACGGUUUGCCCAUGCGCAAAUGAGGCCACAGCAAGCAUCUCAGCAAGCGGCACUAUCUCCACAGAAGGUAGCUGCUCAAGGCUUGUCGAGAACAGCACCUAUUGCAGCAUUAAAUUCACAACUACCUGGAUCAUUGCAAAAUGGACAGAUGGUGGCCAUGUCUAUGCCUCAGCAACAGCAGCAUCAAUGGUUGAAGCAAAUGCAAUCAUCGAUGGCCUCACCAAUUUCUCCACAACAUCAAUAUCAGCAGCAACAGAGGUUGUUGUUGAUGCAGCAACUUCAGCAGAAGACAGGAUUGAGCCCACAACAGAUUGCACAAUUCCAACAACAGCAUCCACAUCUCAAUGCCCAACAGCUGAUGCAGCAGCAACAUUUUCUACAGCAGUUUCAGCAGCAGCAACCACAACAAUCUCCAAGGAUUUCAGCCUCUGGUUCACAGAAGUCUGCAAACCUUUCAGGAUCACAGCCGGGUACACCUUUGUCAGGUGGAACUAUGACUGGUGGAAGUGUAAGUCAGGGAGCGGAAGGAACUAGCCAACUUCUUGGGAAAAGAAAAAUACAAGAUCUGGUUGCGCAGGUGGAUCCCCAAGGCAAGGUUGACCCUGAUGUGGAAGACUUACUUUUAGAGAUUGCUGAUGAUUUCAUCGACUCGGUGACUGCAUUUGCUUGCACCUUGGCAAAGCACAGGAAAUCAUCAGUUGUGGAAGCCAAGGAUGUGUUGCUGCACUUAGAAAGAAAUUGGCAUUUGUCUGUUCCUGGUUUCUCAAGGGAGGACAAUAAUCCUCAAAAAAAUCCUGUAAAGCCAUUGGUGGAUCCCCAACAGCCGGAAAGUGAUGCUGCUGGUAUUAGAGGCACAAACAAUAAACUUAUUACUAAUAAUUCGGCUGGCAACCAUCAAAUAAGAUCUCAGGUUGCAGAGCCUUCACCGAUGCAGACAAUGGGCCCUCUGUCGAAAGUGCCUCGUUUCUAAGUGUUAUGCUGUUCUCUAUCGAAGGAAAUUCACUGACAUUCUACAUGCAACCCACCGGUAGGCUCUAACUCGAGGAUUGCUAGCAAAUGGAAGCACAACAAAUCCAUGAGCAUCUAUGGGUUAAAGGCAGAUGCUCGUGUGCUUACAGGAAAAGCAGUCGCUGACUAACCGAUUGUUAACCAGACUCAUGCAAGGUUACUUGUAACUUUACUUUUUUGUCUAUGUAGCUGCCCCCGUCCGUUGUAUAUAAAUGUUUUUGCAACUGGGGCAUUACCUUUCAAUUUUGAUGUCAAGGUGUAUUUGAGUGACUAUCCAGCCCAGAAGUUGCCUGUAAGCUGUAAGGCGUAAUGUCAUGCUUCGUCGGUUGUUACGGACAUUUGUUGAGCAAAUACGAGUGAGCAGUUCUGUCA
Molecule: messenger RNA, 2201 nt
Organism: Phragmites australis (common reed)
Lineage: Eukaryota; Viridiplantae; Streptophyta; Magnoliopsida; Poales; Poaceae
Product: transcription initiation factor TFIID subunit 12b-like
Exons: 8
Coding region: 127-1791 (554 amino acids)
Biological process (GO): DNA-templated transcription initiation; RNA polymerase II preinitiation complex assembly
Cellular component (GO): transcription factor TFIID complex; SLIK (SAGA-like) complex; SAGA complex
Molecular function (GO): TBP-class protein binding; DNA binding; protein heterodimerization activity
Source: RefSeq, a predicted model, not a curated record